Pedinophyceae sp. YPF-701 is the source of this 1365-nucleotide messenger RNA. The record is from the annotation of a GenBank genome assembly. NCBI's taxonomy places the organism in Eukaryota, Viridiplantae, Chlorophyta, Pedinophyceae.
AUGACUGACCGAGACGUCCUGACAGCGCAUCUGACGCGUCUCAAGGACGAAGGCAACGCGAGGUUCACGUCGCGUGAUUACGAGGGCGCGGAACAGCUGUACUCCCAGGCAAUCGAGGCCGCUGCCAGCGCGCCAGGACACAGGGGCACGCACCCGCGCGCAGACCUGCCGCCACAGACCACGGCCGUCCUCGCCGUCGUCCACUCGAACCGCGCGCAGGCCCGGCUCAACGCGGGGCGCCUCAUGCAGGCCCUCCUGGACUGCGAGAGCACCCUUGCACUGUUGCGACACAUCGACCAUCCCGCGGUCGCAGCAGCGGCGCAGCGGCCCCGGGCCAAGGCGCUGCAUCGCAAAGCGCUCGUGCUGCGCAAGCUCGGUCUGUGCGCGUACGCCGAAGCGUGCGAGCGCGCGCGAGACGGGGUUGCGGCGCCGCGGCAGCAACAGACGCACGCUGCCGCACGCAGCGAGGGCUGCCACGCGCCGGGCGCCGGCGUGGCGGCGGAGGAGGCGCUGCACGUCGUUCGAGCCCCUCGGUUCGACCCCGGCGUCGUGCCCCGAGAGAUCCGGCGGGGCUACGUGUUUGACAACCCGGAGGACACCCCCGACUGCCCCAACAACAUCCUGCUGCUCCUCCACGGCGCGGGCGACUCCGCGCGGAACUUCGCCAGCCUCGCGUCCCGGAUCCGGCUCCCGAACUGCUGCACGCUCGCCCUGCAGGGUCCGAUGCAAGUACCUCUGCUCCCGAACAGCUAUGCCUUCCACGAUUUCCUGGAGUCUGACAUGUCUCCAAUAGUCCCCGAGGCAGCCGGCCGGCGCCGCACCGACGCUCUCCAGCGCGCGCGGCUCGCGAUGGAGGGUCUCGUCGCGGGCCUGCAGGGCGCGGGGUGGCGCCGGGAGGGCAUUCACGUGUUUGGGUACGGCCAGGGCGGGACGCUGGCGCUCGAGCUCGCGCGGUCGCUCGCCGGGGCGGCCGGCAAGGGCGAGCGUGUGCUGGGCAGUGUGGCCGUCGUCGCUGCGUCGCUGCUGCCCGAGGACGACGAGGUGGCGAGCGAGAUGCGGGGCGGCGGCGGUGCGGCGGAGGAGGCACGUGCGGGCUGCGGGUGGGCCCCGGUCGUGAUCACGCACGGCGAGCGCGACGGCGUGGUGAAGCGGGCGUGGGUGGACGCGAGUGCAGCGGUGUUGCGGGGCAGGUACGGGUGCAAGGUGGAGGUGCUGACGGUGCGCGACAAAGGCAACGGGAUGGUGGGCGAGGGCGUGCGCGACGGGGGGCGCGCGGAGAAGGACGCGCUGCUUCAGUUCUGGGCGCGGUGGCUUCUGCAGCGGGCGCCGAAGGGCACCGUCGAGGUCCAACCCCCCGGGCGAUAG